Messenger RNA from Gadus chalcogrammus (walleye pollock), 2702 nucleotides. RefSeq names its product FXYD domain containing ion transport regulator 5 (gene fxyd5). Lineage: Eukaryota; Metazoa; Chordata; Actinopteri; Gadiformes; Gadidae. Gene Ontology annotation, molecular function: sodium channel regulator activity. The transcript has 12 exons. The record is from RefSeq and is a predicted model, not a curated record. Bases 358 to 936 code for a protein of 192 amino acids. Gene Ontology annotation, biological process: regulation of sodium ion transmembrane transporter activity. Gene Ontology annotation, cellular component: membrane.
GUGUUUUCAUGGUCAGGAAAGAGGAAACCCGUAACCACUGUGUACAUAUUUUGGUCAAACUUGAAGAAUACAAUGUUUCAAGUUUAGGAUUGAAUUGCUUUCAUUGAGGGAAGAGAAACAAACAUCCACAAGUGACAACCGAUACAAGCCCUGGUGAUCUAAGACCAAAGCCAAAAGGACAUCUGUGCUGUAGACCGAUAAACUGAGCUGCUUCACUACUUCCUUCAAAAGCCUGCCUGGUCUCUAGCCCUAGAAGACAACAAGUACAAUGCCCUCAGACAGAGCAAGGAGAGGGUUUUUCUGCCAUGAGCAAGAGUGGCACAACGGAGAGCGAGCCGCACCUUACUGAGCACUGGCAUGACUACUACCACGACCACGGACACCAUGGGCACCAAGAUUUGUUCCGCCUUCUUACUUCUUCUAAUAUUACAAGGGUCAUGGGCUUUCAACACGACAGCUAGCAUGGUUGCAGUGUCCAGCGAGCCCCCUGCCACCAAUGUUUCAGGCCUUGCAGACCACAGGACGGCUGUGAGCAGAACCACAAGAGAUGUGAUCCUUCAGAAGACUGGAGGUGGAAACAUCAGUAUGACAACGGGUCCUAUUUCAAUCCCACCAGCGGUCACCCAACCAGCUGUCAACAAGUCAACAACGCCCGAAGCCAGUAAGCCUACAACAACCAAACCAGAGACAACCUCUUCCACAACUAUGAAAACCAAAACACCCUGGAAACAAAAUCAAUGGUUCACCAACGAAGAUUACGACGAGCUGGAUAAGCGAUUCACGUAUGAUUACUUUACUCUGCGGAAGGCCGGGCUGGUGGUGGCGGCGGUGCUCUUCCUCCUGGGCCUCCUGGUGCUGGGCUGCGGACCCGGAGGACGCCUGCCAAAAUGCCGCCGUCUGAGGGCCACAAAGUCAUACCAAAUGGAGAAAAAAUGAGGACAGAGUUUCUGCAGAGUUAUGUAAAGUGUAGACUAACUGUGGAGUUGUGUGUGCAGAAAGCAUCAGUAAAGUACAAUUACCUAAAUAAAAUCCUUGUCUGUGUGUAUGUGUGUGUGUGUGUGUGUGCGCGCGCACUUGUGUUUGUGUCUGUGCGUGUGUGUUUGUAUUUGUGCAUGUGUGUGUUUACACAACUGUGUGCACAUGGGUGUGCUUUGUAUGACUAAGCCUCAGCACCAUGAGCCUAAGCCUCAUGCCUAAGAAUGGAAAAACACUGAAGACUUGAAGUCAACAUGAAUAACACAGACAGGGAAGACUGCAGGACUCUGGUUGACCUCCAUUAAAGUUAGCCUAGCUAACUCAACAUAAUGACACAACUGAGCGUGUCUUCAGUUUAUUUACCAAGAUAACUUAACCUAACUAAAGACAUACAUUUAGUUCAGUUAACCUGCUUUUUGAACCUCCCUAUAGCCACAAGCAUACGUGUCUUUAGUUUACCUACCUAACUAAAUAUCACUAAAGCACAAGUGUGUCAUAGUUUUAGUUUAUAAGUAUUUCUGUAUAUUGUGUCUUUAAUUUACCUAGCUAACUGAACCUAACUUAGACCUAACUAUAGACACAAGUGUAUGCGUCUUGAGUUAACCCGCUGACUAAACCAAAAUGAAACAUGUGUGUCUUUGUUUUUUUAACCCAGCUUACUAAACCUAACUAAACAAACACGUGUGCCUUUAGUUAGGUUACAGAGAUAACCAAACAGAGAUAACCAAACCUUAAUAAGACCCACAUAUAUUGCUUUUAGAUACGUGUAAGGACCCAUGCACGUUGCUUCUAGGUACUCGUUAAGGGGAAUCUACUUCAGACGCGAUGGGACACGUGACGGUUCUUGUAGUAUCAGCCAUCUUUUUUGACUUGACUAUUUUGUUCAACUUUUCAAUAUUUGGUUAGCUUUGAGCCAACAGAAACAAUGCUAUCCACAUUUUGUUUGAUGUUGUCAACAGCCCGAUAGUGGCGAAUCGUAAUUUUUAUUAUUCAAGAUAACUUUUCAGUUUUUGAUUACAUUGAAAUCAUCAGCCGACGUCAGGAUGUAAAUAAAAUAAAAUUAUCGGUUCUGUUUUCGGUUCUGGGAAGGUGUGUGUCUGUAUUCCAACGUCUCUAUUAGUCAUAGUGAUGACACGUGUUUGUCACAGUAACGACCAAUACAGUAAUACUUAAGAGAUUACCUGUGUGUGUAAUGCUGCAUGUCUUGGCUGGCCUGACAAGAAAACAGCAAGCCACUUUAGACUGAAAUACAAGUGGUUUGUUUUUAUUAGGAGCCCGUUUUUGUCAUUAUAUAUUUAUUUUUAAAAAAGCAUGAAAAUGGCAAACAGACAUUUUAUUGCUGAUAUGAUCAAGAACAUUUGAAAUGAGGGUAUUGCUUUACCACCAGGUGGAGCGAACACAGAGCGAGGAGCAACAGCUGUUUCCCUUUGCUUAGAGUAUUGGUAGCACAGGUAAUAACAAAAUGUAAAGUAACUAUAGCAUAAUAGUAUUAGAUAGUAUAGCAGCUAUGUAAAACUACUGUACUAUCCCAUAGUGUUAGAUAGUUUAGUAGAAUGACAUAGUAUGGCAAUGAUGUAAAACAACUAUACUAUCUUACAUGGUUAGAUGGUUUAGUAGUAUUAGAUAGAGCUUGCAUAGUAAGCAUGCAGCGAGCGCAUGCCUGAAUGACAUCAUAAAAAGAGAAACCUUUUUUACAUAUAUAUUUGUAUAUAUAUAUAUAUAUAUAU